Molecule: messenger RNA, 126 nt
Organism: Nyctereutes procyonoides (raccoon dog)
Lineage: Eukaryota; Metazoa; Chordata; Mammalia; Carnivora; Canidae
Product: thymosin beta-10-like
Exons: 1
Coding region: 1-126 (41 amino acids)
Biological process (GO): regulation of cell migration; actin filament organization
Cellular component (GO): cytoplasm
Molecular function (GO): actin monomer binding
Source: RefSeq, a predicted model, not a curated record
AUGGCAGAUGGACCAGACAUGGGGGAAAUCGCCAGCUUUGAUAAGGCCAAACUAAAGAAAAUGGAGAUACAGAAGAAUGCCCUGCCAGAGACCAUUGAGCAGGAGAAGUGGAGUGAGAUUUCCUAA